Theileria equi strain WA is the source of this 2223-nucleotide messenger RNA. RefSeq lists its product as hypothetical. NCBI's taxonomy places the organism in Eukaryota, Apicomplexa, Aconoidasida, Piroplasmida, Theileriidae. The record is from RefSeq and is a predicted model, not a curated record. The transcript has a single exon. The coding region runs from base 1 to 2223 and encodes 740 amino acids.
AUGAGAAAUAUCGGUAUAAACAGGUUUGAAUAUAUGAAACAUGUUAAAGAAGAUUCUGUUUAUCGCAAAUUUUCCCCGCAAUCCAAAUGUUUACUGACCUGUAUGAUAACAAAAUUUAAUAAGGAUCUAAGACAAAUGACAGGAUCAAAUGAGUUCAUUGUAAAAAUAUUUAGAGACUUUUCGGAUAAAAAAUCUAUGUUGCAGUUAAAUUUGGAGUCAAUCAACAUGCUUUUGGUUUCUUCCUACAAGCUAAAAAUUCCACUUACACAUAAGGAACUAUCAUUGAUUUUAGAAAGGAUCCACACCAUAAUAACACCUGUUUCCGAUUCUAUCUUUUCGAAUGAGCUUACUUUAUCCGUUUUGCACUCUUUAGGGAAUUUUGCUAGGAUUUUCCCAAAAUAUCAUGAUCUAGUUAGGGAUUCUCCACCAUUGCAAGAAAUAAAGGAAAACUUUGAGCUUUAUUCUAAAGAUAUAAGACUAAGAGACUUAUCUUUAGCGAUAUAUGCACUUGAGAGGUUGAAGUUAGUUAAUGAGAAUUUGGCAAGGGUCCUUAUUUCUACUAUAAAAAAAAUACAAGCUCUCGAUAACACCAGUUUAGCAACGAUCUUGUAUUCUAGCUGUAAAAAUCAUAACAUGCGUAGCAUUUUUAACAUUUUAAAUGAUCAUGUUUUGGAGAAUCUUGGCAAAUUUACUACUCGUGAAAUCUGUAAUGUGUCAUGUGCAUACUUAAAGGCAAAGCUAUGGAGAGAUGAUUUUUUUCCAUACUUGUCCAAACAUUUGCCUUUAAUGAAUAUCCAGGAAUUGUGUAAUGUUAUUCACUUGUUGAUUAAUAUGAAGGUCUCUGUACCAUCACAAUUUAAGAAUGCAUAUAUUUUUCACUUACCAACAUUUUGCAGAUAUAGUCUGGAUCUUAUAGACUAUUUAACAAUUGCCCAAUCAUUGUACAAGUGGAUGCCGCAGAAUGGAACGUUACUAGACGAAGGAAUUUGCAAAAUGAUAUCCUGUGGCAGAUAUAAGCUAGACAGCAAGUUUUUAUAUUUGAUACAUUAUUGUAAGGAAUUGAGAUUGUCCAAUUCUGUUUACAAACUUUUGAAUGUAGUUGAUUCUGGGUUUGAUCUUAACCUUUUGAAUAGUAGAGAAACUGUUAUUUUGUAUAGUAUUUUGCGGACUUAUGAAUUGCCCAGUUUACACCAUAAAAUUGAAUCCCUUAUCAUUAAUAGACCGUUCUUGAAUUUUUCCAGCUUUAAUUUGCAAAUAUUGAUUUCUGUCGGUACUGAUAAAGUGGUAUCUGAUAUUAUUCAAAAAUUUGUAACUAUGUAUCCCAAACCUACUAUUGAUGCAGUGGACAUUGCAACUUCGAUCAUUAAAGGAUCUUAUUCUGAAUCUUUUCAAAAUUUUGUACUUCUGUGGUUCAAAUCUGUUAUUUUUGCACCAUCAAGUAGCAAAAAAUUCAAUUUAAUAGCAAAAUGUUUGUAUGCAUUGUCGUAUAUGAGAAAUGUCAACAGUGCACUCAUCAUGUUGUGCAGAAGUUUUUCCAUCUUAAACGAGAAAGAAUACUUAGAUGUUUUGAGUUUCUUUGAUUUAGUUAAACUUUUAUCUGUAUCAAAAAACUUCAACUAUAUGGAUCAGCAUGUUGUACAUAUUGCGGAGCAUGCCGUAAAUUCUACCAAAGAAUAUGAAAAUAUUGAUAUUGAUACAUUUCUAGAAAUGCUAAAGAUAGUGUCCUUCCUGGAUUUUGCUUCUUUUGGUAAGGAACCUGCUCAGAAUAUCGGAAAAUUCAUACAUGCAAUGUUGACAAUAUUUCCAGAUGAACUUAUUAAAAGGGAGCCCACUUUUACAGACAUAGUAUUCCACAUAGUAUUCCUUUCGCUGAAUUAUAGCAUUGAUGUAAGCCUAUCUGAAAAUCUUAUAACAAGGUGGAUAGAAUUCAACCAUUUGCCAUCCCACUUAUUUUAUCAAACUCUCUCAAUCAUGGCUUUACUUUCUGAUAAAUUAUCGGUCACCUUUUUAAAUUUGGCCUUAAACUACGUUUCUAAAGUAAACAGUAUUAGUGUUUGUGACGCUAACAAAAACUAUAGCAUAAACAGUGCAGACACACGGUCUGUCCACUCAACACUUGGCGCACUCGUAUCCGGCCAUGACAUGGGACUGGGCGUAUAUCCGAAUACUCUGUUGCCAAUAGGCUAUUCUGUGGACAUUCUCCUGUCAAUGGAUAAUGUAUAA